AUGGAUCAUGAAAGCAUGUGCAUGGUCAACCAUAUUAUGGUCGAUGACGAUGACAACAGUCGGCUGACUUUGGAGGAGGUGUUGGGUCCAAUGUUCGGUGGCUACAGUGGUAGUAGGGAGGAGGAGAUGUCAGCAAUGGUUUCUGCGCUUUCACAUGUGGUGGCUGGCGGUGGUUGCAGCGGCCGAGCAGGAAAAAGAGGACGUGAGGAGAACGUUCAUGUAAUGACUCAAGACUCCAUUAUUGUUCAUGGUCAACAUGGUGUCGCAGAUGGCGUAGAAGCAGCAACAGAAACCAGAUACGUAUACAAUUCAAAAACCCUGGGAGAAGACGAACAACAGCCCAAAAGAAAGUACCGAGGAGUGCGACGUAGGCCUUGGGGAAAAUGGGCAGCUGAGAUACGCGAUCCCAACAAGGCUAGCAGAGUUUGGUUAGGCACUUUCGAUACUGCCAUUGCUGCUGCUCGAGCUUACGAUGACGCUGCUCUGAAUUUUAGAGGCAGUAAAGCGAAGCUCAACUUCCCAGAAGACGUUCACCUCGUUGAGCGAGAAGAACAUGGAAACUCAUGUCGUUCGACCGGUUGCGAUGGAGCUCAACAUCCUUAA
Lactuca virosa is the source of this 603-nucleotide messenger RNA. The record is from the annotation of a GenBank genome assembly. Lineage: Eukaryota; Viridiplantae; Streptophyta; Magnoliopsida; Asterales; Asteraceae.